This is a messenger RNA of Rotaria sordida, 1140 nucleotides long. Lineage: Eukaryota; Metazoa; Rotifera; Eurotatoria; Philodinida; Philodinidae. The record is from the annotation of a GenBank genome assembly.
AUGGGGAGUUACUCGAAAGCACUUGAAUUUUACGACAAAGCACUUAAAAUAAGAGAAAAAGCUCUGCCUCCAAGUCAUCUUGAUUUGGCUACUUCCUACAACAACAUUGCCGGAGUGCAUACCGAAAUGGGUGACUAUGUAAAAGCACUUUAUUCCUUUGAAAAAGCACGUACAAUCAUUGAGAAAGCUCUUCCUGCGAAUCACCCGGAUUUGGCUAGUUCUUACAACAACAUCGGUCUAGUGCAUUAUAAGAAUUGUGACUACUCGAAAGCACUUGACUUUUUCGAAAAAGCACUUGAAAUAAAAGAAAAGGCUCUCCCAUCGAAUCAUCCCAAUUUCGUUACUAUCAAAACAAACAUUGGUCUAGUGUAUAGCAGCAUGGGUAACUACUCUAAAGCACUUGAAUUCUACUACAAAGCACUCAAUAUAAAUGAAAAAAUUCUGACUCCGAAUCAUCCAGAGUUGGCUACUUUGUACAACAACAUUGGUCUAAUGUAUACGAAUAUGGGUGACUAUUCGAAAGCACUUGAAUUUCACGACAAAGCAUGCAAUAUCUGGGGAAAAGCUCUGCCGCCGAAUCAUCCCUUAUUGGCUACUUCCUAUAAUAACAUGGGUCUAGUGUAUAACAACACGGACAACUAUUCAAAAGCACUUGAAUUUUAUGGAAAAGCACUAGAAAUAAAGGAAAACGUUUUGCCUUCGGAUCAUCCCGACUUGGCUAUUUCCUACAACAACAUCGGUUUGGUGUAUUCCAAUAUGGGCAAUUACUCCAAAGCACUUGAAUUCUACGACAAAGCACUUAAAAUAAAAGAGAACAUACUGUCUCCAAAUCAUCCGAAUUUAGUUACUUCAUAUAACAACAUGGGCCUAGUGUAUAAUAAUAUGGGUGACCAUUCGAAAGCACUUGAAUUCUACGACAAAGCGCUUAAAAUCAAAGAAAAUACUAUGCCUACGAAUCAUCCCGAGUUGGCUACUUUGUAUAACAACAUCAGUCAAGUGUAUGACAACAUGGGUGACUACUCAAAGGCGCUUUCAUUUCUAGAAAAGGCACUUGCAAUGUGUCAAAAAUCACUUCCACCUUCACAUCCUAAUAUUAAAAAUGUGAUGACAGGUAUUUAUCUUGUAAAAAAGAAGAUGUAA